GAACAGUUUACACAGGCGCACUCAAGCAGCCUCCAUGACAGCUAACAGUUGACAACAACAGCAAGUCGAUGUUGGCCUCUCUGUCCACCAUGAUGUCGCAUGGCUUCAAGAGCAGUAAGCAGGACUUCACCUUUGGACCAUGGAAAGUGACUGCUGCCAGAAACCACAUCAUGAAAUCCAAAGACAUUGAACGGUUAGCUGAGGAGAUGAACAUGCCUUCUCUUCCAGAGAUGCUGUUUGGAGACAACCUCCUGCGCAUCCAACACACAGACGGCUACGGCAUCGAGUUCAACGCCAUCGAUGCCCUAAAGAGAGUCAACAACAUGGAGGAUGCUGUGAAGGUGGCGUGUGCUCAGGAGUGGCUGGAGAGCAGAGCUGACUCUGAACACUCCAAAGAGGUGGUGAGACCUUAUGACUGGACCUACACCACAGACUACAGGGGCACUCUUAUAGGAGAGAGCAUGCAGAUGAAGGUGACAAAGACAGCAGAACGUAUCGACAUGGAGAAGCUGAAGGCGAGGGAGCAGAUCAUGUUCUUUGAUGAGGUGCUGCUGUUCGAGGACGAGCUGCAUGACCACGGCGUCUCAAUGAUCAGCGUCAAAAUUAGGGUGAUGCCCACCAGCUUCUUCUUGUUGCUGCGUUUCUUCCUCCGAGUGGACGGAGUGCUGAUUAGAAUAAACGACACACGUCUGUAUCAUGAGGCUGGAAAGAAUUACAUGCUGCGAGAAUUCAGCACGAGGGAAAGCAAGAUAGCAGAACUGAAGAACGUCCCUGCUGCUCUGUACACGGAUCCCAAUGAGAUCGCCCAGCACUUAACCCUGAAGCUUACAGAGUGUGAGAAGCUGGAGCUUCCUGAGAUGCAGCCUCACACAGCUGCUGACGACAGCCGCCAGUGACCAGUUUAUAAUCACAGCUCUACGUUGAUGUCCUGCAUGAUCAAACAUGGGAAAAGUCAUCUGGAACCACAUCCAUAACUGUACAGUAACAUAACAACCAUCGAUCUGUCCCUCAGAUAUCUGCACGCGGAUAGU
Messenger RNA from Plectropomus leopardus (leopard coralgrouper), 1031 nucleotides. It is a transcript of the gene tiprl, whose product is annotated as TIP41, TOR signaling pathway regulator-like (S. cerevisiae). Lineage: Eukaryota; Metazoa; Chordata; Actinopteri; Perciformes; Serranidae. The record is from RefSeq and is a predicted model, not a curated record. Gene Ontology annotation, biological process: TOR signaling. Gene Ontology annotation, cellular component: cytosol.